UCGGCUACCCGCCUGCUGGGGCGUCGAUCGCCGAUGGUGCCGACUCUGCAGAUAGGCCAGCUCGUUGAGAUCAGCGGACUGGAGGGUCCCGUGGACGUGCCCGAGGAGUGGCAGAAGGACCCAUAUGAGGGACCUCAAGAGUUGAAUGGGCAGUUCGCACAGCUUACGCAGUAUGACGAGGCCAGUAGCAAGUGGACUCUGGCCACCUUUGGUGCCGAUAUGUUCGCGUUGGAGGAGUACUACCUGAGGCCCCUCUCAGCUGGCGACGUUGAGGGGUUCGACAUAUUUCUUGGGCCGGCCUCGGAUCAGCACGUCUUAGGGAACGAGAUUGUUGGCCUGAUAGCUAGCCAAGGGCACGCGGUUUGCAAGUUGUUCGUCAGUCAGGCAGAUCUUGACGGGAUGCUGAACACGGCGUCGAUGUGUCAGUCGAGCGGUUUGUUCUCGCGGUUGCCGUUGGAGUUGGAACCAGGAUAUUUAGGCCGCGAAGGCACGGCCAAAACGUUCUCCCUCGAGUUUGACAGCAGCGACACUCCAGAUUUCGUCAGAGACUCGCCGCUGCAGAUCUUCGACCGAGCUAUUAAUGCUGUGGGGUCGAUGCUGCGGCCGUUGGCAGAGGCCGAGCUGGGCUACGAUGUCUUCAGCGUGACAAACAGUAUGCUCGCAAUGCCCUUCGAGGGUGAUGAGGAGGACUACGUGACCCCAGACGUCGAGAACCAGGACGCUGCUGAUUUUCUCGCCAUGAUGUGGCGCGCCAAGCUCACGGUCGUCGCCAACGUCGGGCCGUCCACGGGCACCCUGACGCUGCUGCCGAAGCAGCCCGGCGACGAGGAACGCGAGCUGCGCUUGGCCCCCGCUUCCUUUGCGCUCGUCGCCAUGGACCGCUUCAAGUGGUCGUUCGCGACCGGCGGCCAGGCACUCUACAUGACAGCAUUCCUGCUGGACACGCCCAAGGAGUACCUCAUCGACAAGGUUGCCGGCGACUUGGUGCAGCUCGUCGGAGGUCCGACGGGGCCCGGUGUGCCGAAGAAGAAUGAGCAGGUGGCCGUCGCCGCCAUGUCGGAGCGCUACGCUUUUGGCGUGGACUGCGCGUGGAAGCUCUGGCUGGGCUACGCCAAAGCCGGCUUCGACGUGCAGGUCCGGCACCCCUUCGAGCGCUGGGACUGCGACGAGUACUACCAGGAGGAUGCCGACCCAACCUCGGGGUACUCGUACACUUGCCACGGCGGCUUCUCCGACGGCAUCGAGCUCUUCGACUGUAAGUUCUUCGACAUCUCCCCCGCGGAGGCGCGCACCAUGGACCCGACGCAGCGGCAGGUCCUGGAGGUGUUUUACAUGUCACUGGCGGGCGCAGGAUUUGAGAAGAAGAGGCUGCAGACAAAGGCGGCGAACGUGGCGACGUUCUGUGGCCUCGACAAGAAUGAGUGGAACUCCUUGCCCAAGGACGAUGACGGAGGUGGUUUCGGGGCCUCCAGCAGUGCGAACUCCAUCACCUCGAAUCGCUUCAAUUACUGCCUGAACCUGAAGGGCGCCAGCAUGACCAUCGACACAGCCUGCUCGUCGUCUCUGGUUGCGUGCCACACCGCCAAGCUGUACUUGCUCUUCAAACAUUUCGACCCCUGCGAGGCUGUCAUAGGAGGCGGCGUGAACCUGAGCCUCAGCCCGCACACAUACGUCGGCUGUUGUGCGGCCACGAUGCACUCGCACAUAGGACGGUGUUUGACCUACAACGCUUCUGCAGACGGCUACGCACGUGGGGAGGCCACCGCGGCCGUGGCGCUGAAGCUGCAGAAUUUCGACAUCGACUUGGGCCACUAUGCACUGGUGGCUGGAAGCCAGGCCAAUCAGGAUGGGCGCAGUGCAAGCCUCACCGCUCCCAACGGCCCAGCUCAGGAGCGCUGCUUUGCGGCCGUGAUGCGCGAGAUUGGCAUCGGGCCCAAAGAGAUUGACACCACCGAGUGCCAUGGCACUGGGACUGCGCUGGGAGACCCUAUCGAGAUUGGGGCGUACCGCAAGGUGAUGAGCACGUCGGCCCGCUCCGACCCUGUCGUGAUUACCUCGUCGAAGUCGAACCUUGGGCACUGCGAGGGGAGCGCGGGCGUCUCUGGUCUCAAGAAGUGCGUACUGAUGUGCAUGUACGCGGAGGCCACCCCGAACUGCCACCUGAACGGUUUGAACCCACACUUGGACAUGGCUGGUUUUCCCGGCGUCAUCACUUGCGAGGGCACCCCGUUCAAGGGGGAGAGCUCCUACAAUGGAGUCCUCUCGUUCGGCUUCGGUGGGACGAAUGCCUCUGCCACGUGCUGGGGGGUCAACCAGGUCACCUCUCGAACCAACGCUUCCAAGAGCAUCGAGUCCGUUGCUCUGAAGAAGGUGCAGGAUGCGCCAGCACAGGAGGUGACCAUUACCGGCGACGACUGGGAAGACUGGGAAAUGGAGGGCCCUGAGAAGGACGCGAAGCCAGGCGACACGUGGGAGAUCGAGCUUGACGACGACGGCUCUCUCAUUUACACCCGCGUCGAGAAGGAAGCCCCCGACUUCGGGUCCGCGUACGACAUCACUGGCACCUUCAACGACUGGAAGCUGGAUCCCCUGGAGCCGUCCAUGGAAGUCAAUGGCCUGUACACAGCGCUCAUCGAGGUGGGUCCCACAGGCAGCGUGGAUUUCCAGAUUGUCGCCGACGAGGACAGGGGCAUGACGUUCUUCCCAGACGUGUCGAAGUGCCGACUGAAGUCGGCGCUGGUCUGUGGGCCGGACCAGGCGGAGCGCGAGAAUUGUUGGUGCAUCGUCGGUUCGCCUGGGGAGAGGUACCGGGUCGAAUUCUACAAGUCCGACGCUGACACGUUGUCGGUAUCUUGGAUCCGCGACGGCCCGUUGUUGGGUGCCCAGGCCAGCAUCGCGCUGGGCGGGGGGGAUGGGCAGGAGUGA
Molecule: messenger RNA, 2925 nt
Organism: Prorocentrum cordatum
Lineage: Eukaryota; Dinophyceae; Prorocentrales; Prorocentraceae
Source: the annotation of a GenBank genome assembly